Molecule: messenger RNA, 1054 nt
Organism: Owenia fusiformis
Lineage: Eukaryota; Metazoa; Annelida; Polychaeta; Sabellida; Oweniidae
Source: the annotation of a GenBank genome assembly
CGACAACAUCUCCACGUGAUGGAAUAUGAUGUCACACACUAUUGGUGAAAAGUUUGCAUUUUAUUUCAACUGAUCAUUCAAAUAUUUUUCUUAGUAAGCUUACGGUUAUUUAUAUAAAUUAAAAAUGCAUCGUGCAUACCAACCAAUUACUCCCGCAAAUAACAAACUGCUGAAGAAACGAUGGGAUCAACUCAGAUUUGACACACAUAGAAGAAAGGUUACGUCAGCACAAGCUGUUAUUGACAACAAACCACCAAAGACAUACAUGCACUUACAUUUAAAAUUGAAGAAAUUACAGAUGGAGGAAGAGAGAUUAGCCACUGUGGAAAGAGAUAACCGCAUCCUACUUGAGAAAAUGUCAUUCAUAAUGAGAACAAGGGGCAGGGUGGAUAACAAGAAUGAUUAUGAACAUAAAAGCUUGAACAAAACUGCUCGCCAGAGGGAGCUACUGAGAGUAACCCAUGAGAACCAAGCUAUUUUGAAGCGUAUUUCAUCCAAGGAGCCACAUUACAACCACAUGCAGUGGGAAGAUGAAUGGAAGGUGAACCAGAAGUAUAUGAUGUACAUUGCUAAUUACCCAGUUGAUUGGAAAAACAAGAAAAAGACCAAGAAAACAACUUAACCUUAAUUUAGUGACUGAAUCGUGUAAUAUAAAUACUAGUAAACAGCUUUGAGAGUUUGAAAUAUAUUUAUUGCAAUAAAAAUACCAAGAAAUCAAUCAUGGAAUGAUGUUUGUGAGACUAUAAAUAUAAUACAAUCGCUUAAGAAUAAUUUUUUAAUAAUUAAUACAUAAUAGCGAUUAUCCAAUAUAUGUUGAGAAAUUAGUGAUUGCAGUUACUAUAACAGCAAUAUGUCGGAACUUGAACAUUUCCAUUAAACAUCAGUUGUUUUGAAAAAGCAUCUACAUUCUCAGGUCACAUAACUGAACAAGCAAAAUAAUGUUUUUUGCUUUUUAUUUUACAAAAAUGUAUACUAUACAUAUAAUGCAGGAGAUUUUACUAUUUAAUUUAUAUGUUUACAAAUAAAAAAUAAAAAUCUACUUCUCAAACUUAAA